Pseudozyma hubeiensis SY62 is the source of this 969-nucleotide messenger RNA. RefSeq names its product enoyl-CoA hydratase/isomerase. The record is from RefSeq and is a predicted model, not a curated record. The coding region runs from base 1 to 969 and encodes 322 amino acids. Lineage: Eukaryota; Fungi; Basidiomycota; Ustilaginomycetes; Ustilaginales; Ustilaginaceae. The transcript has a single exon.
AUGUCAGGCUGGUCACCGAUCAACCCUCACCCACGCAUCAGCGACACCGACGUCGCCAACUUCGACUAUGCCGCGUACCCCUGGCAAGACAUCAAAGUCGAGCUUCGCCCCGAUGGCAUCGCCAUCCUCUACCUCGAUCGACCCACCCAGUAUAACACCUUCACCGGUGCCAUGUCGUUUUCGCUCGUAUUUGCGUUCGAACUGUUCGACGCGGACGAUCGGGUAAAAGUGGCCAUCAUCACGGGUGGUGGUGGCAAGGUGUUCUGCGCCGGAGCGUAUCUCGCCCAGGGAUUUGGAGCGAUCGCUGACCACGCGCAGGGCCACAGGGAUGGUGGUGGCCAGGUGGGGCUGUCCAUCCUGCGAUGCCGAAAACCAUCGAUCGCUGCGAUGAACGGAAAUGCCAUCGGGAUCGGUGUGACGAUGACGCUGAGCUGCGACUUCAGGUUGAUCGCAGAGAACGCCAAAGUGGCAAUCCCCUUCGUGCAGAGAGGUAUCGCCAUGGAGGCGUGCUCUUCCUACCUCCUGCCGAGGCUGAUCGGAGUCACAAAGGCGAUGGACAUCAUCCUGACCGGAGACGUACGUUCUCCCAAGGACGAAAGCUAUGCGGCGCUGUGGACGCGUGCACCGCUACCCCAGGAUCAGGUGUUGCCGGAAUCGAUCAAGUUGGCGGAAAAGCUGGCCAAGAACAGCAGCGUCAGCAUGGCUCUCUGCAAAGCGCAGAUCUGGAGACAGGUGGACUCGCCCGAGGAUGCGCAUCUGUUGGAAAGUCAGGGUAUCUGGGAGACGUCCAGGUUGGAUGGGCUGGAAGGAGCAAAGAGCUUUUUGGAGAAGAGACCGCCCGCGUUUCCGGGUAAGAUGAGCGAUCUGGAGAGGUUUGCGUUCUGGCCGUGGUGGAGACAGGCCGAGGUAGCGUCGUAUCCGAGAGGUCCCGAGUCGAUGCGUGCUGCUGCUCUUCGGAGCAAGUUGUAG